This is a messenger RNA of Rhodamnia argentea, 2988 nucleotides long. RefSeq names its product protein ALTERED PHOSPHATE STARVATION RESPONSE 1. Bases 873 to 2858 code for a protein of 661 amino acids. The record is from RefSeq and is a predicted model, not a curated record. NCBI's taxonomy places the organism in Eukaryota, Viridiplantae, Streptophyta, Magnoliopsida, Myrtales, Myrtaceae. The transcript is spliced from 5 exons.
ACGAAAGAAGAAACAGCAGUCCUCGUCGGACAUUUUCCAGAUCGGACUCUGACCUACGUUUCUUCUUGUCCUCACCUGGUUCUUUUCUUUAUUUUUAGCUUCUUCGUUACGUUGGAUUAAAAUACUACGUUGUCAGAGUGUCUGCUCUGGGCAAAGAAGUCUGGUGAGGCGAGAGAGUACUCUCUGGUGGUCUGGUGGGCUCUGGAGCUGGAUAUUGUUUCUUUCUUCUUCUUCCCUUUCUGGGUUUUUUUUCGUGUAGUACUCUGUCACGGUUACUGCUCUCUCUGUUACCUUUUAGUGAACAAGAGGGGGAGGUGGACGAAGGACAGAUUUUUUCUUUUAAUUAUUUUAAUUAUUUUUUUGUAUGCAUUUCGGAUAGAAUUUCUGGAUCUCGGGUGAGUUGCAUUUUGAGCUCGAGAUGGUUCGUAGCUGAGUUGAAAUUUCCAGCGAUCUUGAAGUUGUUGGUGGGUCGUCGGCUUGUUGGGAAAUUCUUCAAAGUGCUUACGACUUUCUGAGUAUGAGAAUUUGGGAUAUUCUGUGGGAAGGUCCUUUUGGCUGAUUCGACUGUACUUUCCGGGUUCGAGAAAGGAAUUCGAAUAUUGAUUGUUCUCGUUUAUCUAGUCUUGUUCUGGUUGUUGUGGCGCUUGUUACUUAGAAGGAAGCGGAAUCCGGUGAGAGAACCAUGAUCUAUGCGAAUAGCAUUCUGGGUUGGGAACUGGGUCUUGGUUCUUGAAAUCAGUGUGGUAGCUGAGCAAAAUUUCAGGGAUAUGGUCUGUUCAGGGCAGUAACUUUCUCCUAGUGUGCUUCAAGACCUUGAGUUGGUGGAUGUAGGUGAACCCACCGACUAGCAUUGCGAUAGCAAUUUAUUAGAGAUGGGUUGUGUCCUUUCGAGAAUUGAUGAAGAAGAGAGGGUUCGGGUGUGUAAGGAGAGAAAGAGGCUGAUGAAGCAGUUGCUGGUGUUCAGGGGGGAUUUUGCCGAUGCCCUGUUGACUUACUUAAGAGCACUGAAGAACACGGGAGCAACACUCCGGCAGUUCACCGAGUCGGAGUCGUUGGAGAUCGAGAACACUUCAUAUGGCCUGGCAUCGCCUCCUUCUCCUCCUCCCCCUUUGCCUCCAUCACCUCCCCCUCCACCGGUUUUCAGUCCAGAUAUUAGGAGGCCCAAUAAAAGUAAGGAGGAGAUUACUAGCAAAGAAGAAAGUAUAGAGAUCAAUGAGCAUUUUAUUUGCACCCCGCCUCCUCCACCUAUCCCUUGCUCAUCCUGGAAUUCUUGGGACCCUUUUGAGACUUCUUUGCCGUUGCACGAGAGAAAGAGUAAAGUGGUGAUGGAAGCAAACGAUGACAAGAAUUGGGUGGAGAGUAAAAUGGAGUUCGAGGGAGAAGAAGGGAUAGAAGAAACUCUGGAAAGGGGGACGGUAGAUCUCUUGCCCAAGAAGGAACAACCUGUGGAGUUUGUUGAUGAUACUUCAUCGCAGAUGAGCUGGAACACUAAGGAAAGUGCUGAUAUGACCAGGGAAGUUUGGAAAAGCAAGAAGUCCUUGGAGGGUAUUGUGAAAAACUUGGAUGAGUAUUUUCUAGAAGCAUCAGCUCUUGUUGGGGAUAUAGCUAUUUUUGUGGACGUCAAUUCAUGGGAUAGUUUCCCACCUGAGAGAACAAAAGAACACAAGAGGAAGAGAAGCAACUCUGCUAAGGUUGUGAGUGCUCUUUCCUGGAACUGGUCAUCUAAGUCACUUCAGCUUAUAAGAGAUGCUGCUGAGUGUCCUGGUCCUAGUGAACCCUGCAUGCCGGGAGCUCAUCAGAUUACACUUGAAAAGCUGUUCACUGCAGAGCAUGAGCUUUACAAACACUUAAAGGAGGAAGAAACCGCAAAGCUAGAGUAUGAGAGAAAAUUGUUGUUACUGCAAAAGCAAGAAGAUGAAAACCAUGACUGGUCCAAGACGGACAAAACCAGAUCAACUGUGGAGGGUCUGGAGUCUGACCUAGUUAUUCUGCAGCAAUCCAUUAGUAGAACUUGUGCAGUUUUACUGACUACAAUAGAUGAGGAGCUCCACCCGCAAUUGGUUGCAUUAACUUCUGGGCUGAUGCACAUGUGGAGAACAAUGUAUAGAUGCCAUAAAGUUCAGAACCAUAUUGCACUCCAAUUGAAUCACAUUUCAGUGAAUCAAGUAACAGAGCUUUCUUCAGACUUCCAUCGCCAGGCUGCAGUACAGCUCGAGGCUGAGGUAGAAUCAUGGUACAACAGCUUCUGCAAGCUCGUUAUAUCUCAAAAAGGUUAUGUCAGAACACUCUACAGGUGGUUACAAUUGACAGAUUGCCUUGCGGAUGAUCAACUCCAGAGUAAUUUCUCUUCUGCACUUCGUAUACUUUGCGAGGAUUGGCAGCUUCACCUUGACAGAGUACCUGAUAAGGCGGCUUCAGAGGCCAUCAAGAGCCUCCUACUGGGUGUCCGCUCUAUCCUUUUGCAACAGGCUGAGGAACUAGAUCUGCAAAAGAAAGCCAAGAAGCUUGAAAAGAAGCUGCAAAAGGAGUCGUCUUCACUGGAUGAAAUGGAGAAAAAGGUCAAGCGAGGCUUGUCCGCAGAUAACCCAACAAUGGAGUUGGGUCCUAAUCAUCCUCUAUCACUGAAGCGCGCGAAGAUCGAGGCCUUGAAGAAAUGGGUGGACAAUGAGAAUACCAAGUGCGUGAAUUUGGUCGAGGUCACCAAGGCGAUGGCCCUGAACCACCUCAAAAACAGCCUGCCUCGCAUUUUUCAGGCAUUGAUGGAAUUCUCGAGCGCUUACGCUAGGGCAUUCGAGGCUCUUAACAACCAUGGCGAGCAGGUAGACACUCAUGUGGAUGAGUUGCGUGUACCCGCAUGAUCUCAUGGACGCCUUGGGCGGUGUAUGUAACUUGAUUCAUCAUUUGGUAACGAUGUUAAAGGUGGCAUUGCAUGUGCAUGGAUAUAUACCUAUGAAAAUCUUUAUAAAUUUUGGUUUGAUCUUAGCUUAA